AGAAGCAGAAGAAGAAGAAUAUCUGAACAUGGAUGUUCGUUUUAGAAGAUCCACCAGAGAGACCAGCCCAGACAGAGCCAAAGCUUGCAGCAUGCCGAUGCAGAUGCAGCCAAGACUCAACAACAAACCCAUCAAAAAACACCAAGUCGUCUACUAUCUUUCAAGAAACGGCCAUCUUGAGCAUCCCCAUUACAUGGAAAUCACCCAUUUGGCCAACCGGCCACUUCGUUUGAGAGAUGUAAUGGAUCGGCUCACGGCUCUUAGAGGCAAAGGCAUGCCCUCGCUAUAUUCUUGGUCUUGCAAAAGGAGCUACAAGAAUGGUUACGUGUGGAACGAUUUAGCUGAAAACGAUACAAUCUAUCCAGCAGAAGGAGCUGAAUAUGUACUCAAAGGAUCAGAACUAUUUGAAGGCUGCUCUGCAGAAAGAUUAGAUCAGCUUCAGUUAAGCAGCAGCCAACAGAUACAAGACACAAAUUUUGAGUCCAAGAGAAGAUCACCACUUGCUCCAACCCGAAACAGAAGAGAACACGAUCAUCAACAAGCAGAGAAUAAGUACCUCAUCACCAAGUAUCCUCAUCAAGAUCAUGAUCCAGACCAAGACUACGAUGAACAAGAAGAAGAAGAAGACUACGAGGAUGAGAAGACAAGCUACACCAGCUCCACCACACCCCACUCUCGCUGCUCCAGAGGGGUUUCCACCACAGACGAACUCGAAGAGCCUCCACAAACCCGCAAAACCCCAACUGAGUCAACUCACCCCGAGCCAUCUCCUCCUCCAAACCCAUCAAUUAUAUUAUCAAAUCAACCCAACCAAACCACCAGUCUCUCGGCAAGGUUCGAGGACGGCGACCCAGUUGCUGUUUCCACCUCCAAGUCUUCAGCACAGAGCAGGAACUCUGUUCUGCUUCAGCUCAUAGCAUGUGGAAGCUCUGCUGUGGCCAAAGCGAAGAACGCGCCUUGUGUGAAGCAGCACACAGUUUAUAAUACACCAUUUGAGAAGAAGAGCAGCGAGAGCUUUCGAAAAGAGGUUGUGUACAAGGCUGCUGUGAAGGUGGCGGCUGAAGAGGACAUGAUCAAUUACAUGUCUGAGAAUCCAAGGUUUGGGAAUUUGCAGGCGGAGGAGAAAGAGUAUUUUAGUGGGAGUAUUGUUGAGAGUAUCAAGGAAGAUCGAAUUUCAGCGGAGCGUGCACUCAAAAGAUCGAAUUCUUACAAUGAAGAAAGGAUCACUAAGGCUGGGUUAGGGACCGAAACAGUAGAGGAAGAGAAGAGAGAGAAGGCAGGUGUGAAAGGAAAAUGCAUUCCUCGUAAACUAUCUUCUGCUGUAUCAAAACAAACCAGGAAAUGAUUGUUAGCUUGGGUUCCCAUAAUUAUGAAGAAUUGUGGUCACUAAAAGCUAUGGGGAAAGGUAAAAGCUGUGGGGAAAGGUUUUCUUUUGGAUCCUUGAAUUAAUCUGAAAGCAGUGGCUAGUGUGACUGUGAUUCCUUGACACUCCGCAUGUUGCAGCAAUCAUAAUUCCCUUCCUACUAUGGAUUGUACUGUAUAAUGCUUUCAUGAGGUGUUGAUUUGGUACCUUCAUAGAAUCAUAAGCAAGGCAAACGUUGACAUCAU
This is a messenger RNA of Prunus mume (Japanese apricot), 1608 nucleotides long. Lineage: Eukaryota; Viridiplantae; Streptophyta; Magnoliopsida; Rosales; Rosaceae. The record is from RefSeq and is a predicted model, not a curated record.